AGUCAAAUCACCUGCAAACGAAAUGUGGUGUUUAUUCAAAUCUGAUGCGCAUCUCCAUCUGCCACACUUCUGUCACUUUCAUCCAUGCAUGCCAUCGUCCUGAGCGCCUCACGGGUGAAAACGUCUAGGACCAGUGGUUGUUCCUCCUCAGCACUCAUGUCCUCCAACGCGUCUUCCGGUGUGGUCCUCACCAUGCAACCAUCAUCAGUCAUUCUGACUGGUUUGUUUUUAACAUGGCCACCAUGGAGCUAAUUGGAGUAGCGGCAUCCAUCCUCAACAUGUGGGCAAUCAACAAGGAAGACGGCCAGGUGGUCCUUGCGGGAAUUAUAAUCCAGGCGUUCCCCUGGUACGGACAGAUGGUCUUCCCCUUGCUCACGUGCGGUGACCGUUACUUGGCAGUGGUCCAUCCCGUCGCUUACCUGCGUCUCAGGCGGCAGCGGAGCAUUCGGAAUGUCACCACUGGCGUCUUGUGGCUCGGGUGUUUCCUAGGGAUCUAUCUGACCUUCCUGGCCUUGAAGCAACCUCUGCUGGGAAUCUGGCUGGGCAUGUGCCAGGUGACCCUCUUCCUUGGGGCCAUGACUUUCUGCAGUCUCUCGGUUGUCAACGUGCUCAGGCAACCGCGACCCGGCCAGCAGGGUGGAGUCGUGAUGGACAAAUCCAAGCGAAGAGCCGUCUGCAUCAUCCUCAUCAUAGCAGGAGUUCUUCUCCUCAAGUAUGCAGGCAAUGUUCUCUUGAGCGCCGCCAGCCUGAUGGUGCCGUUUGGCUACAACACCUCCUGCGUCAUGAUGGUGGCAGUCCGAUUCUUCGACCUUCCCAGCAGCUGCUUGCUCCCGCUCCUCUUCCUGCACAAGAUGGGAAAAUUGCACGCUUGCAAACAUCCUCAAAUGCUUUGCAACCUUUAA
Dunckerocampus dactyliophorus (ringed pipefish) is the source of this 902-nucleotide messenger RNA. RefSeq lists its product as uncharacterized. The record is from RefSeq and is a predicted model, not a curated record. Lineage: Eukaryota; Metazoa; Chordata; Actinopteri; Syngnathiformes; Syngnathidae. Bases 234 to 902 code for a protein of 222 amino acids. The transcript is spliced from 2 exons.